CUUUCGCGCUUUAUAAAUCGCUCGUGUCCUCGGCUUACAUUUAUAAAGCUCGUUAAUGCUUGCGCUUUACAAAGCUCAUCACAAAGGGGUCUCGUACUCGCCAUCCUCGCCGUCUUGCCAAGCUCUUGUCGCCGUCUUGCUGAGCUCUUGUCGCGGUUGGAACUGGUGGUCGAAGGAGCUCGUGCCGCGCUGCGGUGCAGGGAACGGCGCCGCGCCGAUGAGCUCUCCGGGAAGUAGGGCGAUGACCACUGGCCUGAUGGUCGUGCUCCUCGCUGUCAGUGCAAGCAUCACCUCCGGCGGCGGCGACCGCUUGCACCUCAACCUCCUGGGGGUUCUUACUGGCGUCAACCUCAUCGUUAUCGGCGUCCGGAUGACUGACCACCCGAUGGCUUUCGUCACCAUCACGUCCCCCAAUAUAGUUGCGCUCGCAGCGUUCUCGCAUCGCAACCUCGACAUCGUAGGGUUCAUCAUGGUUUCAUCCGCCAUCACGGCUGUCGCCGGCGUGGUGAGCCCGGCGCUCUGUUUUGGUCUCUUUGCUCUGCUUCUGUUGGGGAUUUCCCUCAUCAAUAUUGGGAUUUUUGGUGAAUAGUUGAUGCAAUUCUUGGACGUAUCGGUGCUCUCGUGGCAAAAGUUCAGGUUGGCCUGAUGCCUACCGUAGCGUUCCUCCAAAAAGAUAUUAGUGUGUCCUUGUACGGGAAUAUUUGUCAGUGGUGUGCCACGUUUAAUUUAGAUUGUACUGCUACAAUAUAAUAUUAUUUUCCUGUCUACUAGCCUUGUAUGACAAUUGGACAAUAGUGUAUAAUAUAGUCCGUGUGUAACUUGAUGAACAUCGUGUUUUGAGUAUCUGCUUGCAAAUGUCCCGGAUAAUUUA
Messenger RNA from Phragmites australis (common reed), 871 nucleotides. RefSeq lists its product as uncharacterized. The coding region runs from base 56 to 589 and encodes 177 amino acids. The record is from RefSeq and is a predicted model, not a curated record. Lineage: Eukaryota; Viridiplantae; Streptophyta; Magnoliopsida; Poales; Poaceae. The transcript is spliced from 2 exons.